CUGGGCUGUUGUACACACUGGGACUGUGCGCAGGUAGGCAACAUUGGAGGUUCGGGGAAAGUUGACGGGAGGUACGUGGGGCCCAAGUCCGGCAAGGUCGCGUACGUCGUCGCGAACGAAGUGUCAGUACGAGGCGCACCCAUCAGGCUGCCGAGGAUCCCCAGCGAAGGUCCCGCAACACCCGGGCUGAGGAGGGAUGCUUCGGGCAGAGUGAAAGGUGUCAAAGGUGGAGUGCUGAGCAAGGCAUACUGGGGCAUGGACGAGUACACCAACUGUGUCUGCGUGGUGUUUUCUCUCGGUACCACCAAUGUGCCGCCGGGUACUUGAAACACAUCGUACUUGCUAGUUGGGCUGUACGUCGGCAGAUAUGCAUAGCUGGCGGGACCAAUCGGUGAGAAGGCAGACGCGUGCAACCCGAAGGCUGGUGGCUGACACAAUGGUAGACCCGGAGCCAAACCAGCGUACUCGGGCAGCAACGCUUUCGGACAGGCCAUCAUGAUGGGUAGCGACGUCCAACACGAGGUUGCUGGCUACAAAGCACUCACACUGUUCAAUCGAGGACCUUCUCGCACUAUGCAAGGUGUGCGCCUAACUAAUGAGAUGAGAAACAUCUCCCGUCGCGUCUAGAGAUGUCAAACAGUUUGUCAUUGUAUUGCUUCUGGAACGCCAUCCUCCCAGCCAAAGAAAGAGGGCAACUUGCACAGGAUCUACAUGGCGGAGCUUUCCAUGGCCGAUGCAUUAAAUUGCUUGGACUAGAACAUGCCUGUCGUUGAGCAAACGACUUUAAUAGACUUACUGCUGCAUUGUGCAGGGAUCGAUUUGUAUACAGCUUAGCACGACCACAGAAAGGCCAGAUUUCAGCUCCCCGCGCAGUGGCGCUGGAAUGUCGCACAGAAAAACGCGCGAGAUUACGCGAGAUCCAUUGAACCCUGUUGUUGGGUUGUUGACGAGGUUGAAUGUUGAAUAGUUUCCUCGUUUUAUUUUUUCGUGUUCUUUUUUCCUCUCUCUCGCUGUUUCGCAGUGGGAUUGCGUUUGGCAGUGUGAUAUUUUUUGGGAACUUCAACACCAAGAACUCUACCAAAUUACCAAACCAUUGAAAAUGGAUGCAACACCAGCAACACAGACUGUUUUCGCAGACGACAUUGCGGUCAUAGCGAGGGAAGUUGGAAUAAAAGUUCAAAUUGCCGCUUCAAAAUCGUUAUACUACAUUUCACCUGCGUGAUUUCUAUUCGGGGCUAUGUCUUCUGCGUUUCCUGUUGACGAAAAUGUGGUACGCGUUUCUGAACAGGACCAGACUGUAGCAGACUUUGAAUUUCGGGUGGCGCGGUUGAAAGUUCAGUACGACAGUCUUUCUAAACAGUUCGCGUCACUGUUCAAAAAGAGGAGUCAAGUGAAAAGAGACCUAGAUACAGCAAGGUUUAAGGUUGCCAAAGCACGCGCAGCAUACACCCAAGCAAGAAAAACACUGGUUGAAAAAAUGCUCCCAAAGCAGACUUCAUGGUCAAGCGAAGUGACUUCAGAAACAGCAAUUAAAAUGCUGAAAGGGCAAAAGCAAGCUCUUGCAGAGGAAUUAACGAAGCUUCAGAAGAGUGUAACGGGUUUACAAGAGUCUCUCACCAAAAGUAAGAAUACAGACCGUACAGAGGUACAACCGACAUCUGCAUUGAGUAAGACAGCAGAGGCCAAAUUCCAGCGAACGAACCGGAUCCUUGAGCGCAUGAAGUGCAGCUGGCUUUGCUUGCCCAAGGAACGUCGGUAGUGGAACUUUGCCAAGACCAAAGAGACCUCCGUUCCACAUGCCCAAAUAACGGCGGCACUAUAUUUUGGAAAACAUCUUUUACUUGUUUACACUUUGUACAUGUCCUAGGUCAACAAUA
Molecule: messenger RNA, 1877 nt
Organism: Ornithodoros turicata
Lineage: Eukaryota; Metazoa; Arthropoda; Arachnida; Ixodida; Argasidae
Exons: 6
Coding region: 1238-1759 (173 amino acids)
Source: RefSeq, a predicted model, not a curated record